Molecule: messenger RNA, 3551 nt
Organism: Cynara cardunculus var. scolymus (artichoke)
Lineage: Eukaryota; Viridiplantae; Streptophyta; Magnoliopsida; Asterales; Asteraceae
Product: dentin sialophosphoprotein-like
Exons: 7
Coding region: 226-3357 (1043 amino acids)
Biological process (GO): protein transport
Source: RefSeq, a predicted model, not a curated record
AUCGUCAGCUUUUCCACCCCCAAUACUUUUCGUUUCUUCCACUGAAUUUCAAGAAUUCAAGUCUUCCAGAUCAAGAUUAUUCAAUUCUUCCCCAAUCUUAAUUCAUAUAUAUAUAUUAUUCUGCUGUCUUUACAUCCAUUCAUUUGUAGGAUUCCUUCCGUUUUACGCGAUAACACAAACCCUAAUUUCUACACUCGAUCCAACACUUCCAUUCAGUCUAACGCAAUGCUUCACAAGAGCUUCAAGCCUGCUAAAUGUAAGACGUCGUUGAAACUAGCAAUCUCGCGGAUCAAAUUGAUGAAAAAUAAGAAAGGAGUACAGAUUAAUCAGAUGAAACGAGAUCUAUCUCAGUUGCUUGAUACAGGCCAAGAUCGUACUGCACGUAUUCGAGUUGAACAUGUGAUUCGGGAAGAAAAGAUGGUGGCAGCAUAUGAGUUGAUUGAGAUAUACUGUGAACUUAUUGUAUCACGCAUGCCCAUUAUUGAAUCCCAAAAAAUUUGUCCCAUGGACCUGAAGGAAGCAGUCACAAGUGUGAUAUUUGCAGCUCCUAGAUGUUCCGACAUAUCAGAACUUUCUGAUAUCCGAAAACAUUUCACCAGAAAAUAUGGGAAAGAGUUCAUUUCUGCAGCUACCGAGCUACGUCCUGAUUGUGGUGUAAGCCGCUUGUUGGUUGAGAAGUUAUCUGCGGUAGCUCCUGACUUGCAGACAAAAAUUAAAGUAUUAAGUGAUGUGGCGAAAGAACACAACAUCAAAUGGGAUCCAACUUCGUUUGAGGAGAAAGAGUCGAAGCCUACAAGCGACUUGUUGAAUGGGCCAUCGAGCUUUGAGAAGAUCGGCAUGACAACUGUUGAUCCUCCUAAGACUCAAGCUUCAAAUAGCGAUGUGGUGCAUAGUCGUAAAGAAAAACAGGAUGCACCGAUUGAUUUCGCUCAGCAGAACAGAAAAUACACACUCGACACUCGUAAUACAACUUCUACAGAUAAUGUUGGCGUUGAAACAUCAUCUGCCGCUACUCAUGCUGAUAUGAGGUCUUCAGGAGUAACUUCUGAGAGGAUGGAAAUGAGGCAGCCAGUUCCCAGGGGCAACAAUGACUUUUCAUCAGGUAGGGAGAACUGGAACAUGGAAUUCAAGGAUGCUACUUCUGCAGCACAAGCAGCAGCCGAGUCUGCAGAACGAGCAGCAAUGGCUGCUAGAGCUGCUGCGCAAUUCUCGAGAGAUGAGAAGAUUGUCAAGCAGUAUCCAACUGGAUCACAUGUGUCUGACAUUAGGGACGAAGCUUCUCGUGUUUCUGCUCCUUCAGGAUUUACUGGGGAACAUCAUUCUCGAGAUUUGAAUGAAAGCUCCUCUCAUGAUAGAAAACCUAAGAUGCUGAAUCAGAAAACAGAUCGAAGUGAACAUAAUACUUCAAAAAAAGCUACUGAAAGAUUUGCUGGGGAUAGUCAUGGUGGUAAUUCAAGAUCCAGUAUGCCAACUUCCUUUAGAUCCAAUAAUGAUUCAAUUGAGGAUGAGAAAUUGGUAAACAAUUUCCACAUGGCAGAUGGGUAUUUUGAAGAAUCCUUGAAUCAAGAUCAAGAUCCUGAUCCUGAUCCUCCCCAUCCGAAAAUGACUACUUCGGAAGGAUUUGAAGAAUCUAAAGCUGAGUUGGCGAGUGGCAAGAAAGAUAGUUCAGAAUCCGAAGAUAUUAAUUGCUUCGCAGAAGAAUCUACUAAAACGCAACCAACCCAUGGAUCCUCUCAUUCUACCAGUGAUGAACUUGAAGUGCCUGACCAUCAGAAAUUUACUAAAAGAAGUGUUGUUGGUAAUCCUUUUGCUGCUGUCGGCGAAAGAAACCUUUUUGCGAAAACGAACUCCAAUCUUGAUUCCGGUAGAGAUGAUGAAGCUAUCUCUGAUGAUGAUGGUGGUGGCCCUAGGUUUGAUACGGGAUUUGAGGACGAUGAAGUAUCUCCUACUCGUUCCCUAGAAAAUGAUCAGAUGUGGAACAAGAGCAACACAAUUGAGCAGGUAAGUUCUCAAUCACCUCUUUUUUCAGAAAGUGUCUCCUUCCCUGACCACUCAGUGAAAUAUACGGCACCUUUAGAGACGGAUGAUCACAUUCUUGCGAAUUUUGAUCGUUCGGAUGGUCCAGAUUCCGAAAGUGAAACAGAUCUUUUCUCUACAAAUCCUGAACCAUUAUCUUUGGAGUCUAAGCAAGAUUUUAAUUCAAGAAAAAACCGAAUUGAAUUGAAUGAUUUGGUUGAAAAGGAAUCAUCUUUUUUCAACCCUGAGGAUGAAGAGAAAGACCAAGAAUCAGUUGAUACAUUUGAAGGUGGUAAGAAUGAUUCCUUAAAUCAAUCUAAUGAUUUGGAUGCUAGAAAGGAGUUAAACUUUGGAACAUUGACCGGCGGUCUUCGAAACAAAGGUGGUCUUAGGUACCCACCGUACACCAAAAGUCCAGUAUCUAAUGCCUCGGAUUUGUACAAGAAGUCGGUUGAGGAAAGUUCUGUAACAGGAGGCGAAACAUCUGGUUUAGAUUCGGUAAUGAAUAAGAUGGAAGAUAAAAGACCAAAUUUUUGUGUUUCUAUAUCAAGUUCUGACUCUGAUUCAAAUGAUUACAAGCUUCCGGUACAGUCUUCUGAGAAAGCAAGCAAGCAAGCAAACACCAGAUCACGAUAUCCGUCUUCUGCUGCAUUCUUCGAUGAUGAUGAAGGAACUGAUUCUGAGAAGGAGGAAAUGGUUUUGAAACAAGCAUCGAGUAGGGUUCGUUUGGGUUCAGGGGUUUCUCGAAGGACAAGAGGACCUCCUGCGCCCAAAACAGUAAUUUCUAGCUCUAGUGACUACAAGAAGCCCAGUCAGAAUUCUUACUCAGAUGACGAUCUAGAUGAGCCCCGUUCCUAUGCAAGGCGGUUCGAAGAAGUUGCUAAACAAAUUCCUGAAUCACGGCAAACGUUUAUCCCUGCAAGAAAAACGACAGAAAUUGGUAGCACCGCAGCACAAGAAAGGACCAGCAAUCGGUCUUAUGGUGAUGAAAUCCCAUCUGUGAAUUUGAAAGAAGAGGUUGUGGAGACGAUCCGAGAGCAUAAGAUCCCGACUCGCAAACCCGCUCGUUCGAUAAACACUGUUGAAUCGGGUAAAACCAAGAUCACCAGAGGAUCUCCUUCGGUUCCUUAUUCAAAAAGUCAUGUUGAUCCCGUACACGAGCCUGAAACGGUUGUCUCCGGUUCGGUUCCUUUCUCAGAUGAACCCAGUUCUCCAAGGACGAGUGGUGAAUCAGGAGGUACUACCAGUUUAGUUAAGAAAGCAAUCCAUGUUCAUCCGAAGCUUCCUGACUAUGACUCGAUAGCUGCUCGUUUAGAGUCCCUACGAACAAGUCGCCCGUAAGUACAUAUACGUUUUCUGUGUAGAUAAUACAUGUAACGUCGUAAACUGCUUGUUUAUAUAUUUGUGUAUUGAUUUGUUUGUUUAUCGUUUGAAUAAUAGAAAAGGCCGAUUUUUAUACGAGGUUGUAAUACCGGAUGGUUUGUAGUAAACCUUUCUUUAUGUAGUUGUAUUAAGAAGUGCUUGUUUUUUUAGCA